This is a messenger RNA of Cladocopium goreaui, 3105 nucleotides long. NCBI's taxonomy places the organism in Eukaryota, Dinophyceae, Suessiales, Symbiodiniaceae. The record is from the annotation of a GenBank genome assembly.
AUGGCGAUCCUUGGCCCGGAGAUUGUACGCCACAGCGAUGGGAGGAUAGGCCACUUGCCAUCAGCCGCCCCAUGUAUUUCAGAGGCUCGUCGACCAACUUCGCACCGGAACGAUCGGUUGACUUUAGCAGCAGUGUUUGGGGCCGCGCUCACAGUGAUGGGCCCAAAGCCAGGAUGGAGGCAGAGACGAAAAGCAGGAAAAGUGACCUGCUGGGCAAAGGGAAGUCGUGCCUUGACCGUCCAAGAGCACAUGGAGCAAUGGAGACCCAUGGAGGCAACAGUCAUCCAGCAAAGUCUUGAGAGAAAGAGGCUGCAUGGGACAUUCUUUUUUGAGGAGCAGAGAGGUAUUGGAAAGAUUUGCGACUGGCUGCCCCACCGGGGCAUUGGCUACUUGCUUGGCGGCACGCCCCCAGAGAAAAUCAUCUUCCACAUCACCGACGUGCCUCCAGACUACUUGCAGGCUAACGGCGGGCAGAUUCCAAUGGACGCGGAUGUGGAGUUUGAGUUUGCAGGCAGAUAUAGGGGCCGGAAGCGCGCGGUGAAUCUGGUCUUCCCAGUCAUCAGGAACUUCCAUGAACUGGGACUACUUCCAGAGGUGGUGGAAGGAGCUGCAAGAUCCUUGGGCAUGGACCCUCGAGAGAAUCCCGAAGCGCCGCGGCUCAUCACACCUGCACCGGUUCAACAGGAGGCGAUCCCUCGAAUUUUGGAGGGUGACAAUGUGGUCAUUGCAGCAGAGACUGGCUCGGGGAAGAGUCUAGCGUACAUGCUCCCAAUGGUGCAACUGGUGCGCAAGCUCGCGCAGGCCAGAAACCUGGAUUACGGUCUUGCCUACCGAGCUGCUUCACCCUUGGCGCUGGCCAUUUGUCCAACGCGGGAACUGGCCAUGCAGGCCUACAGAACUUUGAAGCUCAUCAGCUACUGCGCAAAGUGCCGAGUACGCUUGGCCGGGGCCGCAGGCGCAUCUUUGGUGCCUGGCAGCGGCAAGAGAUCUCCCAGAUUGUUGACAUUUUGGUUUGCACCCCUGACAGGUGUGUUGCUGUUGUUACAGGUGGAUUUUGAGAUCCGGAGUUGCGAAUUCUGUGUCAGUUAUUGGGCAUUUGUCUUGCUUUUAAGAUAUGGAGGCAUGAGUAAUGGCUUGCAGGAGCAUUUUGGCUUGUCAGCUGCAGAUGCCAGGGCAGAACAGCAACUUCGAGAUUUGCGAAGGCGCCACGCAGAGGUCAUGGCCGUGUGUCGGCCAGCACAGCGGCUGGUGCCAGUGAAGCAGGAAUCCUUUCCCUGCAUCUCAAGCACACAAUGGCCAAGGAUCCCAAGGCCGACACAGGAAGAGGAUGGAGACGUGGUGUUGGAGGACGAUGAAGAGGAUGAAGAGGAAGAGGAGGAAGAGGAGGAAGAGGAGGAAGAGGAGGAAGAGGAGGUGGAAGAAGAAAAUCUGGAGGAUUUCGAGGUCCAUGGUGGUCCAUUGCAGACCUCGGAAGCGAUUGCAACAGCAAAGGCCUCUGCAGCAGCAGAAGCUAUGGCACAUGCGCGGAAGGAACUCUUGCUUGAGCGAGCAAAGUGGCAAGAGGAGAAGAAACAGCUGGAGGAAAAAUUGAAGGAAGCGAAACGGGCGAGCCUUUCACAAGAGACAGGCAUCAUGGGCUUGGACCUGUUCGAAGUUGGCCCAUGGUUAGCGCAGCAGCUGCCCAAGAGUGCCGCAAAUGCACGUCCUGGCCAUCAGGGGCCUGAGAUUCUUCUAGAUGAACUUCUAUGGCCACUGCUUGGGGCAGAAGUCCUGACAACCGUCACGGAGGACUACACUCUCAACUUUGGCAUCUUUGUUGGAGCGAAGGAUAGCAGGCGGGGCAUCCUGCGGCUGUCGGAGUUGCGCCUCUGUCCGCAGGCUUUUGUGUGGCAUCCAAAUCAGGCUUGCGAAAGCCAAGCAGCUUUGCAAGAGGACUUGUGUCGAGCUGAAGAUCAGUUCCUGUCGGACACAUUUCUUCCUUGGGCUGAGAAGCAGGAAGCUGCCAAAGUCGCAUGGCUCCUCUGCAACCAUGGCGAGGCAUUUUCCCUCAGCCGUGCCCUCCUGGCGUUUGGCCAGGCCGCUACAACGGAGUCAAGGUGGCGCUCAAUUGCCUUUGUGCUGGACCGCACCAAAGGGUCUACCACAGAGCCUGCAGUGGAGGAGAGCUGGGUGACAGUGAAAGUGGUAGAGAUAUCUACAGAUUUUGAAGAUCAGAUUCUUUCACCAGGUGUCAUGGUCAAGUCAUGGUCAAGUGACAUGACCAAAUCAGCCGAGUUUGCACACCUGGUCCCAGGCAUUAGCACUUGCAGAGGGCCGCCGGAUGGUCUUCGACGUUUCGUGAGAUUCGGCCAACAUUUAGAAGUGAAAAGACUUCUGGUCUCUCUACCUGGGGUGACUUCUCAGACUUUGGUGACUUUGUCCGGGCAACAUCUCUCCUCGUCUCUGCGUCGGAAAAGGUUGUUGAAGUUUUACGAGAGCAAAGAUAUCAAGCUGCAAGAAGUUGCUCACAUAGCCAUUGAUGAGGCAGACUUCUUGUUGACGCAGGGAUUCGAAGAUCUCUACAAGAUCCUGGACAUCGUGAACCAAGAGUCAAGGUACAAAAAGCGCAUGCGCUAUUCCCUCAUCACAGCCAGCAUCACCAAGCCUUUGUGGAAGAUUUUUCAGGAAGACCGCCGUUUCAGGACCAUGAAGGUCCUUGAGUCCAAAUCCCUGCAUAAGCCGCAGGCCAACUGUUCGCACACAAUGGUCCUGACGAAGGGUCGUUGCAAGAUGAGAAUGUUGCAACAAAUUGUCCAAAGAGACCUUGGUCAAGAAAGCUUGCGUCGAGGAUUGACUCCAAGACAAACGAUGGUCUUUUGCAAUUCGCUGUCAGCUGCAAAGUCGAUUUGCUAUCAGCUCAAAGAACAGUACAGCCACGUGCAAGAGAAGAUUGGAGUGCUCCACAAACAGAUGCUUACGGCUGAACGUGCCGAUGUGCUGAAAAAGUUCGCAGCGGCAGAGACCAAUGUAUUGGUUUGCACUGACAUUGCACAAAGGGGAAUCGAUCUCCCGAACUGCGAGUGUGGACACCUGGGCAAUCCUGGGCAUGUUUUUCGUCUGUCAUAA